Molecule: messenger RNA, 816 nt
Organism: Kluyveromyces marxianus DMKU3-1042
Lineage: Eukaryota; Fungi; Ascomycota; Saccharomycetes; Saccharomycetales; Saccharomycetaceae
Gene: SHB17
Product: sedoheptulose-bisphosphatase
Exons: 1
Coding region: 1-816 (271 amino acids)
Biological process (GO): ribose phosphate biosynthetic process
Molecular function (GO): sedoheptulose-bisphosphatase activity
Source: RefSeq, a predicted model, not a curated record
AUGAGUAAAGUCACUCCCCGUUGUAUUAUUGUUCGUCAUGGACAAACCGAAUGGUCAAAAUCUGGGCAAUUUACUGGUCUGACUGAUAUUCCAUUGACACCAUACGGUGUGGCUCAAAUGAAGAGAACUGGUCAGGCAAUUUUUGGCCAUAAGUUUAUCAAUCCAGAUCACAUCACUUACAUCUUUACCUCUCCACGUCAACGUGCUAGACAAACUGUUGGUCUUGUGUUAGAAAGUCUGACUGAAGAACAACGUUCAAAAAUUAGGAUUGUUGUCGAUGAGGACUUGAGAGAGUGGGAGUACGGUGAUUACGAGGGUCUGUUGACCCAUGAGAUCGUCCAGCUAAGAAAAUCUCGUGGCUUGGACCAGGAGAGACCAUGGAAAAUCUGGCGCGAUGGGUGCGAGAAUGGUGAAACUACCCAGCAAAUUGGUUGCCGGUUGUCACGUGUCAUUGCAAGAAUUCAAAACUUGCACCGUCAACACCAGAAGGAAGGUCGUGAAAGCGAUAUAAUGGUGUUUGCACACGGUCACGCUUUGCGUUACUUUGCUGCUUUGUGGAUCAAGUCUGGUGUUGAAGUGGCAUACGAUAAGAGUUUUGACCCAGCCGAGCCAACGUACCAUGACGAAACCGUUGCGGAUGUUCCAUUAAAGACAUUUAGACAUUUAGUCGAUAAUCCUAACUACUUAUUAGAUGCAGGUGGUAUUGGUGUAUUAUCUUACUCUCAUCACAAUAUCGAUGAGCCUGCUUUAGCACUUGCUGGUCCAUUUGUUCCACCUCCAGAGGAGCAAUCUGAGCACGAACCUGUUGUCGAAUAA